GCGCCGGCCACGGCUCCGCGGGCGGGCCCGGCGCGGAGCGGCCCGGCUCGGCUCGGCACGGCCCGUACAGUGUCCAUGGAACAAGAUGGAGAGAAGAUAGUACAGUGAAGUGGUGGUCCUGUGUACAGAAUGGCUUUCCUGGACAACCCAACAAUUAUACUUGCUCAUAUUCGGCAGUCACACGUGACCAGUGAUGACACAGGGAUGUGUGAAAUGGUCCUGAUAGAUCAUGAUGUCGACCUGGAGAAGUUUAAUCCCUCGUCAACCUAUGGGGACAGUGGUUCAGAAACACAGGGAAGCAAUGGUGAGACUCAGGGCUAUGUAUAUUCCCAAUCAGUUGAUAUUACCUCAAGCUGGGACUUCGGAAUUAGAAGACGAUCAAACACAGCUCAGAGACUAGAACGUCUGCGGAAAGAGAGACAAAAUCAAAUAAAAUGCAAAAAUGUUCAGUGGAAAGACAGAAAUACUUCUUACUCAGCAGAGGAGCUGAGCUCACUAUUUGAAAAAAAGAAUUUCAGAGUAAAAUCUCCGUGUUCUGGAAAGCAGUCAAUAUUGUCUGUGCGCCUUGAGCAGUGUCCACUACAGCUGAAUAACCCCUUCAAUGAGUACUCAAAAUUUGAUGGCAAGGGUCAUGUUGGUACAACGGCAACCAAAAAAAUUGAUGUCUACCUCCCACUGCAUGCAAGCCAAGACAAACUACAGCCCAUGACAGUUGUGACGAUAGCAAAUGCCAAGGUGCAUGACCUGAUUGGACUAAUAUGCUGGCAAUAUACAAGUGAGGGACGGGAACCAAAACUGAACGAUAACGUCAAUGCCUACUGUCUCCACAUUGCUGAGGACGAUGGUGAGGUUGACACAGAUUUUCCACCCUUGGAUUCCAAUGAGCCCAUUCACAAGUUUGGCUUCAGCACUCUGGCAUUGGUUGAAAAGUACUCCUCUCCCGGCCUGGCAGCAAAACAGUCGCUCUUUGUUCGAAUAAAUGCUGCUCAUGGAUUCUCACUUAUUCAGGUGGACAGUAUGAAGGUCACCAUGAAGGAUAUCUUGCAAAAGGCCUUAAAGAGAAGGAAGGGAUCACAGAGAGGCUCAGGUCCUCAGUAUCGGCUGGAGAAGCAGAGUGAACCUAAUGUCCCAGUAGAUUUAGACUGUACCUUGGAGAGCCAGAGCACUUUGGAAUUCUGCCUUGUCCGAGAGAACAGUUCAAGAGGAGAAGAGAUCUCGGAGGAGGACCCUCAGAUCGAUAUCGCUACAGUUCAGGAUAUGCUCAGUAGCCACCAUUACAAGUCCUUCAAAGUCAGCAUGAUCCAUAGGCUUCGAUUCACCACUGAUGUUCAGUUAGGUAUUUCUGGAGACAAGGUAGAGAUAGACCCUGUUACUAAUCAGAAGGCCAGCACUAAGUUUUGGAUUAAGCAGAAACCCAUUUCAAUCGAUUCUGAACUCCUCUGUGCCUGUGACCUUGCGGAAGAAAAAAGCCCAAGUCAUGCAAUAUUUAAACUUACAUAUCUAAGCAAUCAUGACUACAAACACCUUUACUUUGAAUCAGAUGCUGCUACUGUCAAUGAAAUUGUACUGAAGGUUAACUAUAUUCUGGAGUCACGAGCAAGUACAGCCAGAGCAGAUUAUUUUGCUCAGAAACAAAGAAAGCUGAGCAGGAGAACAAGCUUUAGCUUCCAGAAGGAGAAGAAAUCAGGACAGCAGUAACACCUGGCCUUGAGGAACGCCUGUCUGCCGAAUUUGGAGGGGGAGACGCUCCAUGCAGCCCGGGAAGGUGGGAGCCAGGACUGCGGUGCUCCGGCUGCCAACAGGCAGGAGCAGCCAGGAAAGAAAUCUGAAUUAUCCCAUCUCUCACGGUUGGAAGAUUAUCCCUCUUUGGUGAUGGGAAGUCUCCCCUGUGACAAAAAUAAAGAGCCAUAUCAGCCGGAAAGAAGACUGUUACGCUUCAGGUUCCUUUGAUUAGAAAUAAGAGAAUGACGUAGACUGGCAUCAUUUAAUUACUGUAUUAUGUACAAUCACAAGAAGAGAUGUGAUUACAUAUUAUUUCACAGCCUGGUUAAAAUAAAUUAUAUACAUCUGUAAUACACCCACAUACACACAGGUAUUGCUUGUGACAUGAUCAAAUUUCUAAAAACAAAAUGUAGGACAAAUGUAUCCAUUUUUACUAUUAAUAAACAGAUGUAAUCUUUUUCAAGGUCCAUAUGAUGCACAGUUCUUUUGGGGGGAGGCUGCAGUCCCAGAUGGUUACACUUCUGUUGCUGAAGUGCAGGAGGCAACCGUGAGCCAGGGAACAGCAGCCAUUGCAGGGGAUCUGAUCUGUGAAGAAAUGUUGAGACAGUCAGGUCUCUUUUGCUUCAUUUUUUUCAAAAAUAUUUUUCUUUAACUGUGCUUUUCAGCUUCGCAUACGUUGUAUGGAACAAUAUUUGCUGUAGUCAGCAGGAUGUUUUGAAAACCAAGGCAGCGUCUCUGCAGCUAAGAGGAGAGCAUCGCCCUGCCCCUGGGAGCGGCGGGGUCAGCGCCGUAGGGCCACGGACCUGCGGCCAUGCAGGGUCUGCUCUCAGUGAGACAGCUGGCACCUGAGCGCUGGGAAACGCCUCACCUUUCCUCAGAAUUAUUCUUUAGAAAUAAAAACAAAGACCUACUUUGUACUGGGAUUUGUAACUAUUCUGGCCUUGUCUGUCUAACACAUCAGGGAACACGUGGAUGGGAUUAUGGGGAACCAGAGCUGCAUUUUGGUUCAGUUCACCAGAGGUGUCUUUCAUAAAUCUCUCAAAGCCACUGAAGCUGGAGCUCUCUGUGCUGCUGCAGGGGGUUUUGUACAAGAAGAUGCCUCCCGUUCUGAGAGGCCGUCCAGAGCCCAGCUGACGCUGGCAGGCUGCGGCACGCCAGCUGCUUGGGGCAGGGUGAGCGCCCUCCUGGCCGUCUGCUUGCCCGCUGCAAUGCCACCUCGGACACUUUCCUACCUUGCUUUUGUACAAAAAAAACUUUCUGAGCCUUAACACGUAGCUUAGGAGUAAGCACUAAGGCAGAGAGGUUAUGUGUCAGUUGUCUGUCGCUUUUAAGUUCUCAGUUUUAAAAGGUUUAGCUUUGGAAGCACGCGGGUGCUGCCCUCCUGGAGCCAGAGCUGGGGCAUCCGGGGGGGUCCUGCCUGCACCGCACGGGUCUCUGCGUGCAGUCUUCCGUGACUCUUUCUCUGCAAAGGAUAAAUGAGAGAAACAAUAUUUUAUAGUACGAUAUUAAAUUUUUAAAUAUUUUAUAUGCACAAAUGCAGCACAGAUGCAAUGGGGAAAGCCCCUUCAAAUGAUGCAAUGUACAUGACUCCUUUAAUCAGCUUUGUGAACUAUUUAACAUUAAAGUUGUUAUGUGAAUGUUC
Oxyura jamaicensis (ruddy duck) is the source of this 3364-nucleotide messenger RNA. It is a transcript of the gene MAPKAP1, whose product is annotated as MAPK associated protein 1. Gene Ontology annotation, cellular component: cytoplasm; TORC2 complex; plasma membrane. Gene Ontology annotation, biological process: TORC2 signaling. The transcript is spliced from 12 exons. Lineage: Eukaryota; Metazoa; Chordata; Aves; Anseriformes; Anatidae. Gene Ontology annotation, molecular function: phosphatidylinositol-4,5-bisphosphate binding. The record is from RefSeq and is a predicted model, not a curated record. Bases 130 to 1698 code for a protein of 522 amino acids.